Molecule: messenger RNA, 3396 nt
Organism: Amoebophrya sp. A25
Lineage: Eukaryota; Dinophyceae; Syndiniales; Amoebophryaceae
Source: the annotation of a GenBank genome assembly
AGGACAUCAAGAUGUUGGGGAUACCGCGGAAGAUACCAUUGUCUUCAGUCAGUCCUAGACAGGCUUGCUGCAUGUUGCACAUUUCGUGGAGCUUGGUGACCUUCUUGUGGGUCAGUCUUUAUGUUGCUUGCGCCAGCGCGGCUACGGCGAAAAAUGAGCAAAGUAAAAGCCACUUGACAAAGGCUCUGAUGAAAACGGUUUUGCCUACUUUGCAGGCAGGAGCAGCUCCUCCGACUUCCAAAAAGAGAACCACAACGUCUUCAACAUCAACUAGUACAAUUAGAAAAAACAGGAAGAAAAUGAAAAACAAAAACUACAGUACGCCGUGUCGGAAAAAAGCAGUUAAUGACCUUCAUAUCGAAUUGGCCUCGUUAAAGAGCACUUACUGUAAGAACAAACUGGUGGAUUUCUAUUGUUCAGAACUGUACGAGGACGCAGUGAACACCUUUCCACAGUGCGCGCAUAUGCGAGACCAGACCAUGAAUAUGGAUUUCUUCGAAUGUUAUCCUGAGCUUGACGGCGGAGAUGUUGUUGGUGCAAGUGGAAACUACAGGAGCAAAACAAGAGACCAAGAAAAUGGUCCUGCAAAGAUAGCCUACUUCCUCACUGUCAAUGAAAAUACUCGAGCGAUAUGGAACCUUCAUCCGCUUAUAGUCGGUUCCACCUCUGACAACAUUCUUCUCGUGCACGUGGAUGCGAAGGUCCUCGUGGUCAAUAAAAAGAAGAACAACUCUAUUAAGCUGCAGGUGCACGACAAUCUACCUCGAAACACCUUCAUACUACCCAGAUCCUAUGAGAUUGUCAAAGGAGGGAACACAUUGUUGAAAACGAAGCUGUAUGCGAUGGCUUUUUUGUUGAAGCAAAAUUUCGACUUUUUCAUCCCGAUUAGCGAGACGCAUCUGGUUUUAAAACCAGGCAUCGAAAACUUUCUAGCUCUCUACCGAGGUUGGAACUUCAUCGCGAUGGACCCCUGUUGGCAGCACAUGUGUGCGAGACCCUUAGGGUUUAGCUGCGUUGAUGAUGAUGAUUCGAAUCAUGGUGACGAAAGCGCGAAGACUCUGAAGCAGGUGAAAGGUAUAAAUGACGAUAUUGCGCAAGGAAAACUGGCUACUUCCUCAAAGGAGAACUACAAGAAAACUAAUAUGAAUGGAGGAGUAUCCAUGACUUUCAAACGUUCCUUAGCGAUGCACAAGCCUCUGAGAUUUCGGCAGAGGUUCGCGAGAGGGCCUGAGUGGGUCAUUUUAGCGAGGGAUUUUGUGCAAGAAAUAGUCCUGGAGGGCAUGGGUAUUGGAAAUAACGGAAAUCCAGACUACAGCAUCAAUGACAGUGAGCUGUUGUUUUCGCCUGGUGGAGAAGGGAGGGAAUGGGUUCUUAACGGUCUAACGUUGGACAAGGACACGAUUCCUUCUAGGAACAACCGGUUGCAGCAGACACAGGCACAACUACGAGCACAUCAAGCAGAAAAUCUAGAGAAUCUAAAUCCCACUACGAAGGACAUUGACUACAAAAUCCCACCAGCCAGUUGUACCGCCACGGAUGUAAAGAACAUCUUCACACCUGCUGAAAGUAGAAAGGACAUGCUCUAUCUAAUCCGUGACGCUCUAGCCCAGUACCAGUCCGAUGAGGCCUUCUUCGCCCAAGCCAUCCGCCAUUCCGAAUCUAGUUGGGAUCGACACAUCAAUGCAAACCUGCACUUGAAUGGUUUCCUAGUUCACAAUACUGCAAAAGGAGAACCUCCAUCGUCUAGUAUGGAAAGAGUUUUCCAUGGCCCAUUAGACGAGAUAGGAACAAAUAGUCCUGGGUAUUUAGAGGAUUUCAUACGAGGACGUUCAUCUACUGGCAACAAGGGGGACAAGAACAUCCACGGACUGUCUACCGCAUCUACCUCUUUGCAAGCAGCCGCCAAAUGGAUUCAUGAUAACUUUUUUGAGCAACAAGAAAUCCAGCACGAAUACUUUUUUGCACGGAAAGUGAAAUUAUCGGAGAAUCAGAAACGAUACCUUUUUCCUGGAAGAACGGAGGAUGGUUCAGGGAUCAGUCGUAUCCUUGACGGGGGGACACAUAAAGCUUUGAAGACUUUGACCGUGUCGCACAUCAGAGAUCAUCAUUUUGAUCGUUCUGCAGCGGGAGCGUUGAAAAUAGCGUUCACACUUCAACACUAUAUGAGCGUUCCUGUUUCCCUUGACGGUGCGUAUUCGCCAUUAACUAUUCCAGUAUCAUGCGACACAAGCCAACAAUCUUUUCUGCUGAAAGAAAGGAUAAUGCAUUUCUCUGGUAGCAGUUCUCCGUUGCGUGCGAUACGCAUAGGGCUGGAUUGGGGAAGUUCAGGCGUAGGUGGACGCGAACGUGAGAAUCCUGAAGAAGGGGCUGUCCCCCUUCGAGGUAAGCUGUACGACGAUUUCUCUUCAACAGAGGAUCAGACUCGUCAGAGCAGAACCGGAAGAACGAUCGAUGAAGAUUUAGAUUCUUUAGAUUAUGAAGACGACGACAAGGACGUCGUGCCCGUGACCACAAAUUUCUCCGCACGUCCGAAGAAGAAGCCUUAUGCUAAAUCUACAAAGCUGACCAAAGCAACCUUCCGAAUAGCGCAGUCCCUUGGCGAAAACUUUAGAGGAAAUGUGGUAUCAGUGAUUCCAUAUUUGCACACUUUUGACGUUGCACUAUAUUGGGCGAAUCGAUUCCGGGAGAGGAACAAGGAGAAUGCUGCGUCGAAAGCCAAAAAAGCAGAGGAUGCGUCUACUUCAAAGGUGGAGCCGCGACAUGAAUCUUUCAAAUAUACGGUGGAAAUCUUUGAGAUUCUAGUAGAAGAGGCGGAACAACGCGUACGUGCUGAUCAGGGGGAUUCGAGUGUGCGACAAAAGCAAUCUAAAGAACCUAAAAAGGUGCAAAACAAGCAAAAGCAUGAGCAGCACCUUAGCUCGACUCGACAGCUGUACGCGAAGAUAACGACGAAAAUGCCACCAAAAAAGGCAUCCGGUGGAGAGCUGUUUAUGUCCCACAGUGGAUCGUCGACUCCUGUCCACGUGCUACGAUUUCCUGGCAUUAAAAAGCGUGGAAAGUACGUCCUUCGAAUACCAGAAUAUGACGAAGAAGUUGCCUUUUGGGUCGUCGAUGAGGCUGAUGAUUUAGAUGCUGGUGGUCAAUGCGCUGGAAAAAUAGGUGGUCAAUGCUCUUUUUUAGAUGGAAAGAGUGAUCCGUUAGAUUUAUUUUUUGGUAAAAGCGAAAGUGCAAUGUCAUCUAAAGACGAGAUGAACAACAAGUUGUCCACGGCAACAUGCAUGUCAACUUUUCGAACUGAAGAAGAUCUAAAUCUGAUGGAAGUGUUUGAUGUCGUUUGACGCAUCUUUUUUAGAUUUCUUUUGAUUUUUCGGCACUGAAUUGAAACAUAGGAUUCGG